Molecule: messenger RNA, 1009 nt
Organism: Closterium sp. NIES-67
Lineage: Eukaryota; Viridiplantae; Streptophyta; Zygnematophyceae; Desmidiales; Closteriaceae
Source: the annotation of a GenBank genome assembly
CCCUUGGCUAGUUUGGCAGGCCAUAGUUUUGCGCUUCUUUCUCUUGCUUUACCAAUAAUCCCUUCCGCUUCGUGAGGAAUACACAGGACCCUGUUCACGUCUGCUCUCGUUCGAAACCAUCGGCUGAGAACAUUCAGGCACCGCACCAGCCGUUGACGCCAUGGCUUCGACAACCAUCGUGUGUCCGACUCAUUCUCUCGUGCGCACUGGCGAAUCCGCGGCCUUCAGAAACUCCGGCUUUUCCUCCUCGGAUCUGCACUCGCCGCUCGUGCCAAAAACUCUUCCUCUUCUGAGCCACGUGGCAGCCCAGCCGCGCUCUGCACGGUCCACGUGUCAACCUGCCAUUACUUCCCAGCUUCUCAAGAGCGGCGGUGGCGCAGCGCGCCGUCGGCUCAACCUGCUCGGCCUCGGGGUCGUUCCCCCACCGGGAAUUCCGGCGGCUCUUCCGCCGCAUCCGCCGCUGUCGCGCCUACUACUGCGCCGGCAAACGCGGAGAAAAGUACAUCAUCCGUCGAUGUCGAGAAGCUUCGCGAGCAGCUGCUUCGCGAAGGCUUCGUCGUUCUUAAAGACGCGCUUCCGCAAUCAACGGAAUGGGCCGAGCCGCCGAAGCUUCCCGCGCAGCUCUUCCCAACCACACUCUCCGAAUCCGAAUCCGACUCGGAUAGUGGCGCUUCGGACACAGAGUUAAUAUCCUCUCCCGCGUCGCUAAUCGCCAAGAUUCUCCUGCCAUCUCUGCCGGCCGCCGCGCUCCGAGUGGUGGAGGAGGUGACGGGGACGAACGUGGAUCAGGGGCCUGCCACGUGGCACACGGUGGUUCGCCCGUGGUCUGCUGGCCUGGGCUGCUUGGACGGGAAGUCGUGCGAGGACCCCAGCUUCGUCAGCAACAGUUGGCAGGUCGCCUGCACGCCGCCUGGUGACGUGGAGCUGAGUCGGCAGCGCCUGGACGAUGCGAUCCUAACAGUGGUGGUUGCCGCCCAAACCGGCACGCCAGGCUCGCCGUCCAACGCCG